AGACUCCAGGUCUCGUAAAGACAUCUUGGUGUAGACGGAAUAAGGCAACUGGUUGACACAAGAGUUGUGCAGUCUGACGAGCCCUUCUCUCGGUUCAUACUUGAUCUUUCGCAUGGGAUGACAAGUCUUAUAGUCAUACAACAGGUAUAGUCCACUUGCGCCUGCGACGCCUGUUGUUGCCGUCAAGAGCUUGACUGCUGUGUUGGCAGCCUUGUUGCUCAUCUUAUCCGAUAGAUGUUUGCUUGGAGCUCCACAAUGGUUUUGGUUGUGGUUGUGGUCGAUGCAUAGACCUCUGGUGUUCUUGUCCCGUGGUUGUUGUUGGGGUUCUCAUGAGUCCCGAGUUGUUGGAGGGACUCAAAUUCGAAAUGUUUCAACUCUCCGAGUUCAGCUCGGCCCCUUCGUGAGACGACGUUGCCAUUUACUGCUGUGGUGAAGGCAGCUUGUCGAUUGGAGCAAUGACUAGUCAAGUAGGAUCGAGCUUUGAGAUGGCGUUCUUGGAUCGGCAUCGUCGAUUUCCCAAGACGGAUCGAGACUACAAGAUCAUGCCGAUGAUCUUCUUUCAGCAGCAAUUCCAGUUGAAGAAGGCAAAUGCAGCAACCAAAAUCCAGCAUUGGUGGAGCAAAGUCAUGACGCGACGCCGAGUAGCCGAGGCCAUGGAGAAGGAGCAGUCGCCGAUGAUGCCAAAGGCGGUUCGAUUCGUGCAGCAUGUGUCGACCGAGAUUGCCAAUGACACGCCGAUCGGUGUGUUGAAGGCCCGCCAGAAAAGAAUCAAGGAUCAAUUGGACGAAUUCGCCAUUCGAUUUGAACAGGAGAAUGGUCGACCACCCCAAGAAGACGACUUUUGCGCCGUUGAAGCUUUGCGUCGCAGCUACCACGAAGUGAAGACCAAGCUCCGAAGAGCCAAAAAGAUGUUGGAGCUGCGUCGAACUCCUGAUCGAAACCCCUACAGCGAAUCGGCAUUGGCAACGGUCAACGCCAUGAUUUUUAGUGAUGAGAAGAAAAGCGAUACAGACGAUGACGGCGAAUCGGUGUGCAGUUCGGUGUUGCGCUUUUCCUGUCCUAGUGGCUCCAAGCAUGAUGCUCGACUCUUCAAUCACGACGACGACGACCAGCUGGCUCGAGUCAUUGACUUCAUAUCCAAGGACACAACCUACAAAUCACCAUACCGUCGCGAUGCUCACGAGAUGAAGGAAGAGGGGGCCUAUUGAAGAUCGAUGUUUCGGUACGCCGGACUCUUGUUCACUGCGGAGUAAACGUGACUCUUGUCUGUUUGUCGACAGCAUCGAGCAUCGAAAAAGCCAAAGCCGCGGAUCUUCCGGAGUGUCUUUGUGUUGUACCCGGUAUCACUCAUCCCUUCAUCGGUCCCUCUGAAUGAUUCGAUUCAAUCUGCGAAUCAAGUCCUGUUCGUUGUUCUCUGUCUCAGGAGGUUCCGAGGCAUUUCUUCCGUUCACGCAUCACGCAACGCCCUCAUCAACAACACAUCGUAGCAUCAAUGGAACAACAACAUUGCAGCAACAUUUCUUUGUAUUGCCGCGCGAGGUUUCAUUCUGCCGUACGUACUAAAGUUUGUUUUGGAUCAUUCAGCAGCACUAGUCGGAGGAACAGUGCUUUGUUUUGGAUCGUUCAGCAGCACUAGUCGGAGGAACAGUGCUUU
Messenger RNA from Seminavis robusta, 1654 nucleotides. The record is from the annotation of a GenBank genome assembly. NCBI's taxonomy places the organism in Eukaryota, Bacillariophyta, Bacillariophyceae, Naviculales, Naviculaceae.